CAAUCUCCAAUUGAAUAUUCACAAUUCAACGCGUCUCUUUCAUCAACAUCAAUAGAUCCACCAGCGUCAGUGGUUUAGUGGUAAAAUCCAUCGUUGCCAUCGAUGGGCCCCGCGUUCGAUUCGCGGCUGACGCAUUCUUUUUUCACCUUUUUGCUUCUUUUUUGCUCUCACCAGGGAGGGGAAGGGGGAACUUGUGUGUUGAGGCCGGUGUGAUAUAUCUCACAGGCAAGCCUCCCGUGUAGAUGUCACAGGUACACAGUGCAUGCAGCAGCUCCUCUAAUCCCAAGAAAAAUGACAUGUUUUGACCUUCGGCAUUCUGCUGCUGCGAGAUACUGUGUGCCCGCUGGCCAUGGUCUGACGUCUUCCCGACAUCAGCAUACGUCGAAACUCGGCGAAGCUAGACAACAACAGGCAGUUCAGUUGCACACCUUCUCCAUACACCGCUGUCAGUGCCGACAGUCAUUUUUGUUAAUGGGUUGGCUUGCUGGUGAGAAUUUGUAUCACAGAGAGUUGGCGGGAGGCCGACAUCGCCUCAGGCCACUCUGGGUUCUGGUGCGCUGCAGGGAGAGCAUUCCCAAAUCCAGACGCUGGCAUUUGGUAUCUGGGUCGACGGACAAAUCACAAGCCAGGCUUUGGAGUGGUGUGGAGAGCUGUCGGGGCCGUCGGGACCGGCUGCUACCCCUCUCAAGACCCAGAAACCAGGCGCGCGAUCCCCCCGCGACUCUGGAGUCUGAGGAGGAUUGCCCAGCCAUUUGGCUCUGGCUUGCGAGGUGGACCGUGGGCGGACCGGCCUUUUUUUCUUUUAGAGUCGCCCGCGAUCCUACGUCAGUCCUUCCUUUCUUAGGAAAGGUGAGCAGACGGCGCGGUUUACCGCAGCAUCGACAGACCGGAUGACAUCCGCGUGGUUCUAGUGAGCUCGGCUGGAGCUGGACCCUUUUCAGUUUCCACUGUCUCCCGCCUCCAGCCCAGUCCAGUCCACCUCUUCUCUCGGUCGGCGCGAACGGCGGGAGCAACGGCGGGAGCAACGGCGAGACCCAAGGCCUA
Molecule: messenger RNA, 1044 nt
Organism: Lasiosphaeria miniovina
Lineage: Eukaryota; Fungi; Ascomycota; Sordariomycetes; Sordariales; Lasiosphaeriaceae
Exons: 1
Coding region: 292-894 (200 amino acids)
Source: RefSeq, a predicted model, not a curated record